UCGACCCGGACUAAAAUGGCUAAUUUAGUCGCUAGAAUAACGGUUAAAACGGGCGCACUAGUCACGCAACGCACAAAUGUGGGCGUGACAGUGUGCAGAUAUGCCAAGUACUCGAGUGGACCGGUGAACACAAGUGGAUUUAGCAAACGAACGCAUCGCUUGCUGUCGCUGCUGGGCGGCAGUGCAAUUUCCGUGGCGGCAGUAAUUGCAUUCAUAAAGCUCCGUGCCCUGGACAAUACCGUGAAUGCAGUUAGCCUGAAGAAACGCAUGCGCGAUGAUAGCGAGCUGGAGAAUGUGAAGCUUACGGCACGGGAGCGUCGCUUCAUCAAAUUUGCCUCCGUGGAGUUCGACGAUCAGUUGUACAUGACGCCCCAGGACUUCCUAGAGUCGGUGGUAGAACAAGAGCCCAGACCACGUCUGAAGCGCCGACAGCUGUCCAGCGAUGAGGUGGACAAAUACAAGGAAAAUACACCUGCAUUGAAGAAGGGCUCCACGCGUUUGUUCCGCAAUUUGAGAGAUAAGGGCAUUGUCUCCUACACGGAAUACCUUUUCCUGCUCUCUAUACUGACAAAGCCCAAAUCUGGUUUUCGCAUUGCCUUCAAUAUGUUCGACACAGACGGCAAUCAGCGCGUGGACAAAGAAGAAUUUCUAGUGAUAGUUUCCAUUUUGGCGGGCGCCUUUAAAGAGAAUCAAAAUAUUGAUCCCCAAACCAAAAGAAUUCUGUCGCGUUUAGUGUCCUAUGAGGAGCAAAGAGAGAUGCAGAAUAGCCGUAUGCCCAUGGCCAAGAAGGGUCUUAUGGAGCGCAUUUUCAGCGGCGCUUGGAAGGAGAAGCACGGCGAGCAAGAGUCCCCGGAGCUCGAGCAUGAAGUGCCACCCAUUGAGAAGAACUAUGUCAACGACGGCGAGGGACUGCAGCGCCGUCAUGUGGUUCCGACCACUUUGCAGCUGCAUUUCUUCGGCAAACGCGGCACUGGCGUCAUCAACUAUGACAAUUUCUAUCGCUUCAUGGACAAUCUGCAAACGGAGGUGCUGGAACUGGAGUUCCAUGAGUUCUCCAAGGGCAACAGCAUCAUCAGUGAGCUGGACUUUGCCAAGAUUCUGUUGCGGUACACAUAUUUGGCCACCGAUGAGUACGAUGUCUUCCUGGAGCGACUGCUGGAGCGUGUCAAAGAUGAAAAGGGCAUAACCUUUCAUGAUUUCCGUGACUUUUGUCAUUUUCUCAACAAUUUGGAUGACUUUACAAUUGCCAUGCGAAUGUAUACGCUGGCCGAUCGGGCCAUUUCGAAGGAGGAAUUCUCACGCGCUGUGAAAAUCUGCACGGGCUAUAGCCUCAGUCAGCAUUUGAUUGACACUGUCUUUGCCAUAUUCGAUGCAGAUGGCGAUGGUCUGUUGUCCUACAAGGAGUUCAUUGCCAUCAUGAAGGAUCGCCUGCAUCGCGGCUUCAAAUCUGUGGCCAAGUCCGAGGGCUGGGAUGCCUUCAGGUUCUGUGUGCGCCAGGAGAUGAAGACCCUAAUGAAGUCCUCCAACUAAGGCUGGAUCGCGGCAAUGCCACUCGAGGGAGGGAGGAAUCAAUCUACGCCAAAGUGAAACAAAACAAAAAUUCUAGUUGCGAAUAUUGCUUUUCUUCUAAAGAAUCAAAAUCUCUUGUAUAGAAACUAUGUAUUUAAAAAACCAUUGUUAAUGCAUCGAAUUAUUUAUGAAAUUUAUGAAAAAUGCCUAGAAAA
Drosophila persimilis is the source of this 1724-nucleotide messenger RNA. RefSeq names its product calcium uptake protein 3, mitochondrial (gene MICU3). Gene Ontology annotation, biological process: calcium import into the mitochondrion; mitochondrial calcium ion homeostasis. The transcript is spliced from 11 exons. Gene Ontology annotation, cellular component: uniplex complex. NCBI's taxonomy places the organism in Eukaryota, Metazoa, Arthropoda, Insecta, Diptera, Drosophilidae. The record is from RefSeq and is a predicted model, not a curated record. Gene Ontology annotation, molecular function: calcium ion binding. The coding region runs from base 16 to 1530 and encodes 504 amino acids.